AAUGUAACCUUAUCAAUUGAUAGCAUAACAUUGUUUAAAAUCCUUUUCCGCGUAUUCGGACAUUUAUAUAAAAUUGAUAUUGUUUAGUAAUUUAAAACCAUAGUCUGUAAACUUGAACGAUGGCAAGCGUACUUAGCUUAUGGAACUGUAUAGCAAUUUUGUUCGUCUGCUCAAAAUUCCUACAGAGCACAGGAAAGGCAUUGAGCACAAAAUCUUAUCAAACUACUACAACACAUACAGCAGAUCUGAAUGGAAUGUCAACCCGACCUACGACUACUUUCAAGGAGGGAAUAGAUAAAAUAUCAAAGAAGGGGAAGACAGAGUCACCAUUGUCCAGUGUAAAUACACCAAACGUUUAUUCAUUAGAAAAUGCACAUGUAAGUGACAAAGUAUUUAUCCCACUAGCGCCUCAUCAGCACCAUAGUAAUGCCAAACACGGAGAGAAUAAUAAUACAACAAUAUCAACAGCUCGUACAACGUAUUCCAAAAGUCAUCCUUACAAUAAAAACAAAUCUACAAUCAGUGAAAGGUCCACAAUGUCCAAAACUGAUCUUAAGUCGACAUCAACAUUAAAAGAUAUCAAGCCCGCAAUCUCAACAACCGAUCUACACGCUCUCAACAAACUAAAUGGGAUAACGACGCCCUUUUGGAAGGAUGACUCGUUACGAAAAACUAACAUCGUGCCAACUCAGGACCCGUUUGUUGCACAACCAAAUAUGACUGUUACAGAUUUGAAGCCACAAAAGAACAAAAAUGAACAAAGUGUUAGUACAACUAUCCAAGCAACCAACAUUGAAACUACGACAAAACCAAAAAUGACAGAAUCGACUAAACUUGGAGUAACCAGUACAUUAUUAGAAACUGUCACAUUUUCUGGUGAAAGGUCAAGUAUUAAAUCUAAAGACACGUUUGUAAGAAACCCGAACGACGCUGCGAUUAAUACGCCUUCCACUAAUAGUAACAACCCUAUUGAGACGACAAGAUAUUCGAAUAUGGAAUCAUUUAGCGAUCUUCCAACAAAGAAGUCCAUGGGAGUUACUACAAACUUUGAAGAAGCACCAGAUGAUUCAAGUGUUCCAUUUUUGGAACAAGAUAGAAAAGUAAAAAAUGAAGAAAAUGAAGAAAGCUUUAAGCAAACUACACUCGAAAUAAACAAAGAAAUUCAAACUAAAUCGGAAAUAACAAAAUCAUCUCUACUACCAAGUACAUUACCCAAACAAGUCACGUCUUCUGGAGAAAAGAGAAAUUUUAAAACUACAGCAACGUUAGUAAUAAAUAAGAACGAUGAUACGAGUACUAUGCUUUCCAGUUACAACACCACACCUAUGGGGACGACGCAUAAUGUAUUUUUGAGCGACACCAAACCAUCCAUGGGAGAAACAACAAGUUUUGAACACACACAGCACGAAACAAGUGUUUCAUUUUUAGAGCAAAAUACUAAAAAUAAAAUAUCCGGCAAUGAAGAAAUCAUUGAUCAAACUACAUUCAAAACAAACGUCGAACUAUUGAAUAGAUCGGAAAUGAAACAAUCAACUGAACUUCCAAAUAUAUCAUACGAACACUUCACGUCUUCUGGAGAAAUGGGUAAUUUAAAAAUUUCCGGCUUUUUAGGAAGAAACAAGAACGAUGACACUAGUAAUAGUCCUUCCAAAAGUAAAACGACACCAAUGGGAACGAAUAUUGAAUUAUUUAGCGACACCAAGACACCUAUAAGAGUAACAACAAGCUUGGAACAUACACAAGCAAACAAGAUUAUUCCAUUUUUAGAGCAAAAUACUGAAAUUCAAAAAAACGAAAAUGAAGAAAGCUUGGAGCAAACUACAUUCGAAACAAACGUUGAAACUCGGACUAGAAUAGAAAUCAAACAAUCAAUUUUUACUCCAAAUAAGCCAUACGAACAUUUUACGUCUUCUGAGAAAUUGGGAAAUUUCAAAUUUACCGCCACGUUAGGAAGAAACAAGAACGAUGACACUAGUAUUAGUCCUUCCAAUAGUAAAACGACACCAAUGGGAACGAAUAUUGAAUUAUUUAGCGACACCAAGACACCUAUAAGAGUUACAACAAGCUUGGAACAUACACAAACAAACACGAUUAUUCCAUUUUUAGAGCAAAAUACUGAAAUUCAAAAAUCCGAAAAUGAAGAAAGCUUGGAGCAAACUACAUUCGGAACAAACGUUGAAACUCAGACUAGAUUAGAAAUCAAACAAUCAACUGUUACUCAAAAUAAGCCAUACGAACAUUUUACGUCUUCUGAAAAAUUGGGAAAUUUCAAAUUUACCGCCACGUUAGGAAGACACAAGAACGAUGACACUAGUAAUAGUUCUUCCAACAGUAACACAACACCUAUAGGGACGAAAAAUGAACUAUUGAGAGACACCAAAACCUCCAUGGGAUUUACAACAAACUUUGAACACACACAAGACGAUACAGGUGUUCAAUUUUUGGAGCAGAAAACGGAAAUUGAAAAAUAUAGAGAUAAAGAAAAGUUUGGUACUACCACUCUCGAAACAAGCCACAAAACUAAGACUUUAUCAGAAAUAAAACAAUCAACUCUACUACACAGUAUACUAUCCGAACAUUUUACAUCUCCUGGAGAAAAUGAAUAUUUGGAAACCUCAAGCGCGUUAGAGAUACAGAGGAAAUAUGCUACGACUAGUCUUCCUUCCAUAAAUGACAUAACGCCAGACUAUACAACUUUCAAUGCUACAAAUGAUAAAAUAUCAGUUACAAAUGAGGAUUUACGUUCUUCUGGCGUUGAUGAUGAUUUUAAUUCAUCCGGUGAUAUAGAUUACGUCACAACUGCACAAACGUCAAUUGUAAAUUGGAAUGUCAAAUUAUCUAACGAAGAAAUAAAAUCUAAAAGAAAGAACAGUACACCUAUCAGAAGUAUCAAUUCAAAUGUCGCUACUACUACCGAAGAAUUCAAUACUAUAUUUGUAGGGGAAAAUGGUAAUUCUAAUACUGCAUCUCGAUUUUUCUCUAAUCCUGCAGUUAGUCGGUCAAAAUCAGUUAUUACCUCUACUCUUUCGUCAACGCUUUCAAAUCCGAAGCCAACACAUAUUAUUUCCUUACCAAUUACUAGUAUACCAACAACUGGAACCGGUGUCAGACGUACUCUUAAGAAACAUAACGUUUCACACUUUAAUAUACAAUUUGAAGUCAAACAGGAAAAAACAAUUAUUACAACUCUUGCAUCUAGCACUAAAGCAACUGAAUUGGCUCCUAAACUUGGUUCUUCAAAUGCUUUAUCGCUUUCUGCUAUCAAAUACUAUAUAUAUAUCCUUAUCAUUUUCAUUAUGAAUAUUUUUAUUACAUAAAUAGUUUGAUGAACAAUUUUUCAAGUCGUCGUUUAAUCAUUCAUGUACAUAUUAUAUAUAACAAAAGUACAUCAUUCGUACACACAAGUCAACAGGUUCAUGUAUUUCACAUCCAAUUUUCUAUGGUUGAUUGUUUACAAAGCAAAAAUAGUCGGCAUUCACCUCAAAGUUAACCAAACCUUUAAACAGACUUAUCGAGAUGGGAUUUAGUUACGAUACCGCUGUCCAGUCAUCAAAAUGGCAUCAUUUGGUGUUAAUAUCGAUUCACUCAUCAUGCUCCUAGAGUCUGUGCACCCGGAAUACACAUUUGUCUAAAACAAGUUUUUGAUAUGACACGGGUUAUGUUCUUCUCGUAUAACGUAGGAUGGUAUGAUACUUAACUCCAUAUAGGGAUGUUUUGUGCAUUAUUUUCAUACGAUGACGGCAUAAUCGUCCAAUCAGUUUGAGGUCUGAAGCUGGCAAAUCAGUACAUGUAACUAGGUGAUAGAUUUUCUCGCUGGGUUAUAGAACCACCAGUCACCUUCAGCUGUUUAUGCUCACCAACAGGUCUAUAAUGUA
Molecule: messenger RNA, 3875 nt
Organism: Mytilus trossulus (common blue mussel)
Lineage: Eukaryota; Metazoa; Mollusca; Bivalvia; Mytilida; Mytilidae
Exons: 3
Coding region: 120-3317 (1065 amino acids)
Source: RefSeq, a predicted model, not a curated record